AUGACAGUAAGUGAUACUAGUGACACUUCCUUUAUUGAUAAUGGGGUCAUUGGAAUUCCAUCAAUGUCACAUACCCCAUAUGGAGAUAGUUCAGAACAAUCAAUAGUUGAAACAAAUGAUUUUUUUGUAGGGAUGUAUAUAGUUGAAUUUGACACUACUAGUGGAGAAAAAGUUGUUUAUAAACAAGUUACACAUCCACUAAAUGUAGGUGUAGAAAAUGAAUUGAUUGGAAUGAUGAUGGGAGUAGAUUAUUAUGAAUAUUCUAAUAUAAUAAUAUUACUUCAUACAAUUACAAAUUACCAUGUUAUGAGUGUUCAUUUUACUUGUUUUAAUCCAUCAAAUAAAAGAGGAUAUGUAACUACUUGUUGUAUUGCUAUUAUUCAAUCUUCACCAUUUACUACUUCACAAAUAGAUUUAUUAACAGAUAAAUUAACUCAAUUAGCUAUUAAAUUUCAGUCAAUUUCUCAAAAACAUAAAUCUUUAGAACAUAAAGAAUAUAUUGAUGUAAUGUCUUUACAAGAAUUAAUAGAUUCAACUGAUCCUGUUCCAUUUCUUUUUCAACGUAUAGUAACUAGUUAUUCACUUGUUCUUCUUUCAACUCAUAACCAUUAUUCUUUAUGUUCAGACUAUUCAAAUCCAAUUCAUCCUGGAAAUAUUAUUGCAUGUGGUGGUCAUUCAUUGUUUAAUUGGUCUUUUUUUCCUCCUUCAACAUUUAUUUCAAAUGUUAGUUCACAUCCAUCUCAAUCAUUCUCUUCAACAAAUGAAACCUCUAUAAAUACUUUACAUUCAAUUACUUCAAACCAACCUCAAUUUAUUAAUUUAAAUAAUAAUAUAUCACUAUCUUCUUCUUUAAAUAAAGAACAUUGGACAUUAUCAGAAGAAUAUUCAAUUAAUGCACCAUUUCCUCCUUGUUCUUUUCCUACAAUUUCAAGUGAUUCAAAUAAAUUUGGAUAUAACUCUUUUAUUUCUGAGUUUUCUUCUUGUUAUCCAAAUAUCCUCUUCUCUUUACUUUCAGGAUUACAAUGUCUUGUAUAUACUACUCAACCAUAUGACCCUUCUCGAAUAGUUGAUAUAGCAAAGUUUCUUGCUUCUUUUAAUUUGAGUGGGAUAUCAUCAGAAAUAUAUCCACCAUUAGAAAUUAUUGAUAAUAAAGAAUCUUUUAUUCCUUCACUUCAUCCUUUUACUCAAAUAUUUGUUAUUGUAGAACCAAUUCAAGGCUUUGUUCCUAAUUUAUAUUCAACAUGUUCUAUUGAUAUAUCAAAAGAAUUUUAUGGAUUAAUUUAUUCAGAUGAAAUGAAAUCUUGUUUACUAGAUUCAUUUGUUAAAUAUGCGAAAGAAAAAAAACUUCUUUUAGCACAAAAAAUGUGGAAUGUUUUAUUAGAUUAUAGUCAAUUAACAAUGAAAUCAUUUAUUGAUAUUGAAUUAUUUAAAAAGAUUCAAUCUUCUCCUGAAAGAUUUAUAAUUUCUCACUUUCAACGAGUAAUUGAGAAAGAAAAGGUCUUUAUAGAGAGUGGAAAAGUAAUUAUUAAUAGACCUGUAUUAGCACAUAAUAUGUUUACAACAAUCCAAUUAAAAUAA
Molecule: messenger RNA, 1578 nt
Organism: Entamoeba dispar SAW760
Lineage: Eukaryota; Evosea; Mastigamoebida; Endamoebidae
Exons: 2
Coding region: 1-1578 (525 amino acids)
Source: RefSeq, a predicted model, not a curated record